Molecule: messenger RNA, 750 nt
Organism: Camellia sinensis
Lineage: Eukaryota; Viridiplantae; Streptophyta; Magnoliopsida; Ericales; Theaceae
Source: RefSeq, a predicted model, not a curated record
AAAAAGGCUAUCUAUUCACAUCUCUCAAGACAUAGCCUCUCUUCUUUCUCUCUCUUGUCUUUGCGUUUGCACCUUUCUCUCUUUUUAGAAAAGUCACUCUCUUCAGAUAAUUGUUUAAUCUCAUCUCAUAGAUCAUGUAGCAAAACCCUUUCGAUGUUCGAUCUUUCUCUUUCGAUGUUGGUAGACAAUGGUCGUGAGCUAUGAUAUUUAUCAUGAGUGGCAGCAGUGGUGUUGAUGAACAAUGGCGGUGGCACUGGCAAAGGAGCUGACGGACUAGGCGGGACAAGGUUUAAGUUGUUGGGGUAUGCUACACCUCCCACUACAGCUGUUUCGCGGAUGUGCGUUAUUGUGGAUGGCUCUUGGCUCUUUGUCGGUGACCAUAUUGGCUUGGCCUGGGUCUGUUUUGAUCCCGAUAAUCAGCAAGUUUACGAGGAAGUUAUUUUAGGACCUCCAAUGCUUUCUCCUCAACAAACCGAAGCGACUGCUGUUCUCAAGGCUCUGCGUUGGGCAUAUCAGUACGGCAUCACCAAUCUGCUUCUACAAACGGAUUGCUUAGUCCUGAUCCUGUUAUUCCAAAACAAUGCUCAAAACCAUGAUUGGAGUCUCCAAUCAUUUUGAUUGAUAUAUUGUUAUUGUAAACUUUUUCAUCAUGUUGUAUUAGAGAAGGUGGAGCGAGAUGUGGUUCAAGAUGCUCACCAUCUCGCCAGCUGCAAGAAACUCUGUUUAGCGUAAUAUAUUUAUGUUGCUGGG